AUGAAGGGUAAAGCGGAUGAGAAGCCUAAAACGGUGAUCUGGGAUCACAACAUGUCAACAAUUGCUGUAAUGGGUACUCUCUUCACCAUGGACUCUCGACUAGACGUCGCCACCACUCCAGGCAAUAGGUUUCAUAAAUGUUCUUAUGCUCGACCCCUCUCCUCUUCCGCUCCUGCUCAUACCAGAGACUACUUUAGCUACCUACCCGCUGACAAGAAUGAAAUUUUUGAGGCUUGGGAACUUGUUAUUGAGGGUCUUCAAAUGAGUGAUAGUGGUGCUUACCACUGUCGGCUUACAGGGGAGCAACCUCAGAGUCUUCUCUACCAACUCUCUGUAAAACAAUCUGUAUCUCAAUCCCGCGUAUCUCCAAAGCAAAUAGUCAGGAUAGACGCCCCGCGCUACGCUCGCAGGCAGAGUCCAGCCAACUUCACCUGCUCAAUGCAAGCAACCCAUGACGAGUCGUCUCAAGUCAUUAUUGACUGGUACCGAACUCCUUCGGGUCAUCGCAGUGCAGGAGCACUACGUGUGAUGGAAAGUCAGGCGUGGAAUAAUGUAAGCGUUUACAAGGAGAUUCUUGGCUACUCAAGGGAAGGGCUGCAACUGGAUGCAGUAAUGCAGAUCCAUUCAUGUGAUUACCAACACGCUGGAGUAUACGAGUGUCAGGCGCACCGAAUUGGACAGAACGAAAGAUCAACAAUUUAUGAUUCGCUUACGGUUGAGUUCACGGGUAAGUCACUCCUUCAUGACAAACAUUGGAUAUUAGUAUCUGUUUUACUCCUUCCCACAGCUUUUUCUAGAGUUGCGCUGUCAGACUCACCGACGGUGAAACAGCAGGGACAGAAACGAAUUGAGCAGCAGUGGACUCGAACUCCCCACGCCAAAAAUUGGACCCUCUUUGUGGUGACGUCUCGUAGAACCUCGACGGUCUCUUCUUCGCCCCGUGUCAAUGUUGUUUACGCAGUUCUUUUAUCCUGCCUCCUGUUUCCUAUGCUUAAACACUUGAGGUGA
This is a messenger RNA of Hydatigera taeniaeformis, 1008 nucleotides long. The record is from the annotation of a GenBank genome assembly. Lineage: Eukaryota; Metazoa; Platyhelminthes; Cestoda; Cyclophyllidea; Taeniidae.